AUGGCGACCGCCUCAUGGAAAUUUUUACCUUAUGGAAAACGAUAUCACAUAUUUUUUUUUCAUGGUUCAUCUGAGAGGGAUUGUGAAUGGAUAAGGGAUAUCAUAGAGCAAAUUGAAUCUCAGAGAUAUAUUUGUGGGUGUACUUAUUUUGAUUUUAAAUCACAUUUAUCUUUCUUCGAUAAUAUUGGUUUAGUGGUAAAACAGGCAGUCGUCAUAGCUUUCAUUCUCUCUCAUGAGUCAACAAAAUCGGAAGUCUUUCUUAAUUUAGUGGAUAACGCAGCGAUGUAUAUUUUACGUCAAAAACGAGAGAAGCCAGUACCAAUGAUUCCAGUUCUACUUGAUGAUUGUGAAAUCCCCCAGUGUUUGAUCAGUUAUGAACCUCUUGUUGCCUCAGAUGAAAGAAACCACUGGUGGCCAAAAUUAAUGAACGUUCUGGAUAUUGAAAAUUCAUCUUGGAGUGGUGGUGAGUCAGAUAAGAAACUUAAAUAUCAUUUUAAUUGUAUUAUGGAGGAAAUAAAAAAUGAUUCUAGUAUGGAAAAAGAAAAACAAUUUCAAAAACUGUUGAUAGAAUCUGGGAUAGUAUAUUACACUGGUCAAUUUGGAAGCAGAAAAACAGCUAAAAUUCUUCGUGGAGGUUGUGGUAUAAAGAUAAAUUCACAAAGUCUCGUUAUAGAAUGGGAAAUGUUUGUGAAUAUUAUGUCGAAGAGUGAAGAGGCUCUCAUUGAAAUUGAAGCCUUAAAUAAAGAAGUAAAAAUUAAAAACAUCAUUAUUAAUUUAACAAAGGAAGGAGAAGAUAAACUGCUUAAAUAUUGUGUUGAAAAUCUCAAAAAGAUUGUAAAAUUUUUUGAACACUCCUUGAACUAUGAUUUUUACAAAACAGAAUAUGAUAGAAUGACAUAUAAUGUUGAUUUUCAGGGACACACAGGAUAUGAUUUGCUUAACUUGGCUAAUAACCUAGCUCGAAAUUUGUAUUUGGGUAAUUUUCAGAAACGCACAAUCGAGUUCAAUUCUUUGGAUAAGAGAAUUAAAACAUUUGAUACAUCUCCUUUUGAAAGUGAACAAAGUAACAUCCUUGCAAAAGCAGGAUUUAUCUACUCAGGCGUCUCAGAUACGAUCACUUGCCAUUGCUGUAAUCAAAGUUUAUUUGGGAGGUUUGAAGAUGAUUCCGAGUCUGUAAUGAUUGCACAUCACAGCAGAUGGAAUACCGACUGUCAAUACCUUACCAAAAAUAUCCAGUUUCUGAAUAUGACACUUCAUCAAGGAAUCCGUACCUCCCCCCGGCUCUUUCGUCAAUAAUAGAAAGAGAAACAUAUAGUCUAACCAAAAUUCAGAAUAAAGAGUUAGCAGCUGAAUUAGCCAAAUCAGGAUUCGUUGCUAUGUCAGAAACACUGAAAGACAUACUAGUGGUUUGUACGAGUUGUCACUACGAGCAAUGUGUGCAUGAGGGCGUUAGUGAAAUAAAAGAUCUACAAAUAAAUCAUAUGAUAUGGUCUGGCAAAGAUUGUUCAUUUCUUGUUGAAGAAAAAGGUGUUGCUGCCAUCAGAAACUUUUUGCGGGAACGUGAAAUUAAAGUUCAAUACAGAUCAUCAAUUAUAUUUGAACCCAUCAUGAUGAAAAGAUAUCCGUAA
This is a messenger RNA of Saccostrea echinata, 1628 nucleotides long. RefSeq lists its product as uncharacterized. The transcript has a single exon. The record is from RefSeq and is a predicted model, not a curated record. Lineage: Eukaryota; Metazoa; Mollusca; Bivalvia; Ostreida; Ostreidae. The coding region runs from base 1 to 1296 and encodes 431 amino acids.